Molecule: messenger RNA, 1197 nt
Organism: Fraxinus pennsylvanica
Lineage: Eukaryota; Viridiplantae; Streptophyta; Magnoliopsida; Lamiales; Oleaceae
Source: the annotation of a GenBank genome assembly
AUGAUGCAAGGUAUACCACAUCGAUGGAGAUUGCUUAGUGGCCAAGAAAACUGGAAGAACCUUUUAGACCCCCUCGACAUUGAUGUGAGGAGAUACAUUAUUCACUAUGGUGAAAUGGCUCAUGCAACCUACGACGCUUUCAACUCUGAAAAACUAUCAAGGUAUGCAGGGAGCAGCAGAUAUGCAAUGAGGAAUCUAUUAGCCAGGGUAGGAUUAGAAAAAGGCAAUCCAUUCAAGUAUGAAAUUGUGAAGUACAUAUAUGCAACUUCUAGCAUCAGUGUUCCAGAUGCAUUUAUAAUGAAGCCCUUAGCAAGUGAAGCUUGGUGCACAGAAUCAAAUUGGAUGGGUUAUGUAGGUGUCUCAACUGAUGAAGGAAAAGUUGCAUUAGGAAGAAGGGAUAUUUUGAUUGCAUGGAGAGGAACAGUUCAACCAAUAGAAUGGGCGAAAGAUUUUGAUUUCCCACUUGUACCAGCAACCAAGAUUCUUGGAAAAAUAACUGGUGGUGCUAAUGUACACAGCGGUGUGCUUUCGAUUUAUACUUCAACUGAUAAACAAUCGAUAUACAACAAAACAAGUGCACAAGACCAGGUUCUAUCGGAGGUAAGGCGACAAGUUGAUAGAUUCAAGAACGAAGAAAUGAGCAUAACUGUAACAGGCCACAGUUUGGGUGCUGCACUUUCAACAUUGUGUGCAGCAGACAUUGUAACCAAUGGUUACAACAGGCCGAGUGACCGACCAAACAAUCCUUGUCCCGUGACAGUGUUCAAGUUUGGCAGUCCGCGAGUUGGGGACUCGAAUUUUAAGGAAAUUCUAGACUCUCUGAAAAAACUUCAUAUACUAAAUGUUCGUAAUGCAGCAGAUCUUGUUCCUCACUAUCCACCAUUUGGGUACACAAAAAUCGGAACUGAGCUACUAGUUGAUAGUAGAACCUCCCCUUUCCUAAAGUAUCCUGGAGAUGUUGUAAGUUGGCAUAUUUUAGAGCCUGGUUAUUUGCAUUCAGUAGCAGGAACAAAAGGGAGUGAAGGAGAGUUUCACUUGGAAGUUAACAGGGAUAUUUCUCUUGUAAACAAGGAAUCAGAUGCUCUCAAAGAUCAAUACUCGGUACCCACUUUUUGGUGGUGUCAAAAGAAUAAGGGUAUGGUUCAACAGGACAAUGGCCAUUGGGAAUUACACGACCAUGAGAACAAUGAUAAUUGA